AUGAAGGUCGGGGUGACAACAACGACAAGGCGAGCAGGGGAUGAAGGGCGGGCCGACACAGGCGACAGCAACGACAAGGCGAAGAUGAAGUCUGAAUCGUUAGCAACGACAAGGCGAGCAGAGGAAAAGACGAAGCUAGCUGCGGUUGGGAGAAGAAUAGAAGAUGAGAAGAAGAGGAAAGGGUUUGGGGGUGGUUUUGCCGUCCAAAUGAAAGAUGGUGGUGGCAGAGGCGGUGGGCGGCCUAUGAAACAGCUCGGCGCCGACCUCGUCGAACCUCAAACACCAAUGGACUCGGAAUUCUCUACGACGAAGGCGCUUGCUUCCGGUACGGACUCCGACUUCGGGUUCGCUUUCAACGAUCAGAAUUUCUCCGAUAGGAUCCUUCAGCUAGAGAUCAUCCCCGACCUACCGGAGUCCGAAAUCGACGGCGGAGAUGGUAGCGUCACCCUCACCGAGUGGGCCAGAGAUCGGAAGCGUCGGAGGGAGGAGAUCAAGAAGGAGAACGAAGCUGCAGAAUCUACAGGAAUAAAACUGGAGCUGGUGGAAGAUUUGACUAUCCCACAAACAGAGGAAACUUUGGCCUAUGACAACCAAGAUGAGGAAGCUGUUGCUAUGAUGGAGGAUUGUGGUGAAGAUGGUGGGGUACAUUUGAAUGAUCAAGGUGAAGAUUCCCCUCGUGGCAGUGAAUCGAGCUGGAGCAGGGAUUCAGCUGUUCUUAGGGUUAGUACUAUACAUAUCAGCUCACCAAUAUUAGCUGCAAAGAGCCCAUUCUUUUACAAGUUGUUCUCCAAUGGAAUGAAAGAGUCGGAUCAACGCCAUGUAACUCUUCGGAUUCACGAAUGUGAAGAAGCAGCCUUGAUGGAACUGCUGAAUUUUAUGUACAGUGGCACCUUAUCAAAGACCACAGCUCCAGCUUUGUUGGAUGUAUUGAUGGCGGCUGACAAGUUUGAAGUUUCAUCAUGCAUGAGAUACUGCAGUAGGUUACUGAGGAAUUUGCCUAUGACUAGUGAGUCAGCGUUCCUGUAUUUGGACCUUCCUUCUACUGUUAUAAUGGCUGAAGCAGUUCAGCCAUUGACCGACGCUGCAAAACAAUAUCUUGCUGGCCAAUACAAAGACGUAUCUAAGUUCCAGGAAGAGGUGCUCAACAUGCCAUUGGCUGGUAUUGAGGCAAUAUUUUCAAGUGAUGAUGUCCAAGUAGCUUCAGAGGAUGCCGUGUAUGAUUUCUUGCUUAAGUGGGCGCGCCUUCAUUACCCCAGAUUAGAUGAACGCCGAGAAGUCAUGGGAACGAGACUUGCAAGACUAAUCCGUUUUCCCUUCAUGACAUCCCGAAAGCUCAAGAAGGUAUUGACUUGUAAUGACUUGGACCACGAACUUGCCUCCAAGGUUGUUAUCGAUACUCUGUUUUUCAAGUGUGAGACGCCAUAUAGACAACGUGCCCUUGCUUCAGAGGAGUCAAACACCUCCCAUCGCCGGCUUGUGGAGCGGGCGUACAAGUAUCGUCCUAUUAAGGUGGUGGAUUUCGAACUCCCCAGGCCACAGUGUGUAGUGUACCUGGACUUCAAACGUGAGGAAUGUUCGCAACUAUUUCCAGCUGGCAGGGUGUAUUCACAAGCAUUUCACCUCGGAGGGCAGGGGUUUUUCUUGUCUGGCCACUGCAAUAUGGACCAACAGAGCUCUUUUCACUGCUUUGGACUGUUUCUAGGGAUGCAAGAGAAAGGAUCAGUGAGCUUUGCUGUUGACUAUGAGUUUGCUGCGAGGUCUAAGCCAACCGAUGAGUUUGUCAGUAAGUAUAAAGGGAACUAUACUUUCACUGGAGGGAAGGCUGUGGGUUACCGGAACUUGUUUGGAGUACCGUGGGCAACGUUCAUGGCUGAUGACAGCCCUUUCUUCAUCAAUGACAUUCUCCAUCUCAGAGCAGAACUGACCCUCAAGCAAUGAGUAUUCUCGGCAAGCCACUGACUCGACUUACCUUGUGGAUCGAUUUCUUGAAUGCUCAUAAAUUUACAUUUGCUAGUGAACUGUGAGCUGCAGUUCAACUAAAACUUGCCGAUUCUACACAUGUAACCUACUUGGUUGAAGGAUUCUAUAAUGGAGCUAAUGAAGACGUUCUUUUUUUUUAUUAUCCCUAGUGAUCUGCCACGAUGAAUGUGUGCUCUGUUUGCAUAGCUUUUGUAGCUUGAUUUUUUUCAUCAUUCAUUCAUCCAAACGACCUCUAGCCGAUGCUCGA
Molecule: messenger RNA, 2227 nt
Organism: Linum tenue
Lineage: Eukaryota; Viridiplantae; Streptophyta; Magnoliopsida; Malpighiales; Linaceae
Source: the annotation of a GenBank genome assembly